Molecule: messenger RNA, 429 nt
Organism: Suillus subaureus
Lineage: Eukaryota; Fungi; Basidiomycota; Agaricomycetes; Boletales; Suillaceae
Exons: 6
Coding region: 1-429 (142 amino acids)
Source: RefSeq, a predicted model, not a curated record
AUGGCACCCCCUGCGGGACCGGCGGACCGUAUUCGGUAUUACAAAGCUCCAGAGUGCUUUUUUACAGCUGGCAUACUUUCAAUACUGAUUAAAGCAGAUUGGACGGAUAGAAUACAGUACGUCCACGUUGGCCUUGCCUUGUACUUGAUUGGUAUCGAUGUUCUCGUUAAUCAAAUGGAUCAACUGACCGCUUCUCAAGUGCCAUAUUCUGUUGGCCACCAACGAAAUUCGAGACGUAUGGAGGCAACCUUUGCCGGACCUUUGACUGCCUCACGCUGGUUUUUCACUGGUGCUAAUGCGACCAGCCCUGGAACCACACAGUGGUCUCACUUCAUACCCCACCCUUGUAAGAGUAAUCUCGGAUUUGAAGAUCACUUCUCACCUGCGAUAGCUUCUGCGACCUACUUGAAAUCACAGAAGAAGCUUUAG